Messenger RNA from Anneissia japonica, 861 nucleotides. Its product is annotated as adenosine receptor A2b-like. Gene Ontology annotation, biological process: G protein-coupled receptor signaling pathway. The transcript has a single exon. Lineage: Eukaryota; Metazoa; Echinodermata; Crinoidea; Comatulida; Comatulidae. The record is from RefSeq and is a predicted model, not a curated record. Gene Ontology annotation, cellular component: membrane. Bases 1 to 861 code for a protein of 286 amino acids. Gene Ontology annotation, molecular function: G protein-coupled receptor activity.
AUGCUGGCGACGAUAAUUGGAAACUUGAUUGUUAUACUCAGUGUGUAUCGGAAACCUGCUUUAGCAAAAAUUCCAAAUUAUAUCUUCAUAUCAUCCUUAGCACUCUUUGAUUUCUUAACUGGUUUGAUUGGAGUUCCUCUCUGUAUGGUCGCUUUUAUUCUUCGUAGAAAGUUCUCUUAUACAGAAGACUGUGGCAUUUGGUAUUUUGUGCCCGCCAGAAUAUUUGUCGUAAUCUCAGUGCUGCAUCUAAUUGUGAUCACUAUUGAUCGAGUACUUGCGAUUAAAUACCCUCUUCGAUAUAUUAGGUGGAUGCCAGUUGAAAGAGCAAUUCGAAUUUGUAUUUGUGUCAGUUUAUUUGGUGUUUUUCUCGGAGGAAUUCCAUUUGCAGUAGCUGCCGUUGCAAGCAUGUUUGUGCCACCACCUAACGCGACGUAUGAAUACGAAUGCGGGAGUUCGGCGUUGUAUGAUAUGUAUGGCAACCCUAUGUACCAUUACCUCAAGCCGAUAGCUGGCUUGACGAUUCCUAUUAUGUUUAUUCUGUACGCAUAUAUAUUCUCAAUUGCGUCAAAAAAGGCGAAAGAGGUUGCCACACGUCACGGAAAGCAAAUAACCAGACGAGAAAUGAAAGUUACCAAGACAACAGCCAUAAUACUUCUGGUUUACACUCUGUGUGUUGCACCAACUGUUUUAAAAAGCAUUGUCCACAAAGCUAUUGAUAAUGGUUCCACCUGGCUUGUGUGGUACUUGUGGUUAGCAGAUUUUCUUGGACUCGCUAGCUCAAUGAUGAAUCCUUUAAUAUAUGCGGGAAGAAGUAAAAUUAUGAGAAAAGAAUUCAAAGAAACCAUUACUUCAUUGUUUUAA